Molecule: messenger RNA, 567 nt
Organism: Microtus oregoni (creeping vole)
Lineage: Eukaryota; Metazoa; Chordata; Mammalia; Rodentia; Cricetidae
Product: serum amyloid A-3 protein
Exons: 4
Coding region: 69-437 (122 amino acids)
Cellular component (GO): extracellular region
Source: RefSeq, a predicted model, not a curated record
ACAUCUCCUCACCGAAUAGCACUAGCCGCUUGCCCGAGGUCUCAGCAGGAACUGACAGCCCCAGCAGGAUGAAGCCUUCCAUUGCCAUCAUUUUGUGUCUCUUGGUCCUGGGAGUUGACAGCCAAAGGUGGCUCGAGUUCAUUAAAGAAGCUGGUCAAGGAACUAGAGACAUGUGGCGAGCUUACUCUGACAUGAAAGAGGCCAACUGGAAAGGUGCAGACAAAUACUUCCAUGCUAGAGGGAACUACGAUGCUGCCCAAAGGGGACCAGGAGGAGCCUGGGCUGCUAAAGUGAUCAGUGAUGCCAGAGAGGAUAUUCAGAGGUUCACAGGACGUGGAGCAGCAGACUCAAGAGCUGACCAGUUUGCCAACAGAUGGGGCCGGAGUGGUAGAGACCCCAACCACUUCCGACCUGUUGGCCUGCCUAGUAAAUACUGAGUUUUCUCUUGAUGUUCCCAGCCGUGCAGACCCCAAGAAAAGAGGCAAUUACUGAAUUGAAUUAGUUCCUAACUAAAAUCUGGAUCCCUAAGCACCACCAAAAUGUUGAAUAAAUACUUGUGAAAUGCAA